Chilo suppressalis (striped riceborer) is the source of this 908-nucleotide messenger RNA. Lineage: Eukaryota; Metazoa; Arthropoda; Insecta; Lepidoptera; Crambidae. The record is from the annotation of a GenBank genome assembly.
GUCAAGACCACAUGACACAUGACUUCAAAAAAUUAUUCAUCGACUUUCUUUCUUUCUAACCGUAAAAUCAAUCCUUUAUACCUAUAAUAACAUACAUCAAUGAAUCAAUGCAUUUUUAAAUAGUGUACCUUCAGACACUACAAUCUCCAAAUAGAAAACCACACCAAGAGGAAUACUCGUAUCAAUUACAUAUAUCGACAAAAAUAUCUCCUAAAAGAAGCACGCUAAGCAACUAUGGGGGAAGAAGAAGCAGCCACGAUCGACAGUCAGUUCUACGUGUUCGCCAAGUUGUUCGACCACAAGCGGAGCGGCGACACGAUCACGUUGUACCGGUCCGACUACUGGAUGCGGCAGGCGGGCGUGCUCGACGACAGGCGGCUCACCAUGACCGACACCGGCAUCGUCUUCAACAAGUAUAGCAAGACAGAAAUAAAUUUUGAAGAGUGGCUGCAAUUCCUAGCCGACUUGUGUGAACGGAAAGGUUUGAAAGAAGAGAAGAUCCAAGACUUUCUAAAAAACUGUGGCCUGCCUGGUCAGAUGCCAGUAGCAACUCCUCACUACAGAGAUUAUUUUCUAACUUAUAAACCGAAAGACAAAUUGGCAUAUUAGUAGGACAUUGGGUUAUAGUAUUUCUCUGAUGUUUGGCACUUACCCUACUGUACCUUGGAAACAAAGUGUUUUUAGUAUCUAGAUUACAACUUGUAUAAUAUUUAUUAACAAAAUGGACCCAACAACCGAUGUGACCUACUCAUCAAUUUUAUAAUACUUUGAUUUAAUUAGAUUUUAUAUACUUUUAGAUUUUUUAGAUUAGUGUUUGAAUUUCUAACUAUGUCUUAAUUUAUUUACUAGUAACCUUUGUACCGUUUAAUGUAAUGUUCUCUUUUAUAAUAAUUAUAUUUAAAUUGAUC